AUGUCGUUAAAAAUGUCGUUCAACAAACCAAAGCGCAAUAUUCGGCGACGGAAUUUCGACGAGGAGGAAGAAAACGAAAACAAAUCAACAUCCCAAGUAGAGGAGCAAUCAAGUCAUCUGAAGAAAGACAAGAAGGAAAAGAAACGUGAAAAGCCAAAACAAACGCUCCUUAGUUUUGGUGAAGAACUUGAAGAGGCCGAUGAUGGAGAGGUGUUCAAAGUAAAGAAAUCAUCUAGAAGCAGAAGACUAAUGAAGCAACUUGAUCUAGAGCGGAAGAAAAAGAAAGGUGAAGACAAAAUGAAAAUGGAUAGUGACUCGUCAAACAUGUCUAAUAAUCAGGAAAAAGAUUUAGAAAUAAAAACAGAUGAUCUAGUAGUAAAAGUAAAAAAUUCUGGACCUUUGAUUCUAAAUGGUAGAGAGGCUCUUACAGCUGGUAAAAAUGACUAUUCGGAUGAAGAUGAAGUUCCUGAAAGAAGCCAUAGAUUUCAAAGUAAAACAGAUAGAGCAGAUAAUAUGAAAUUUUUCCUUCAAAGUGGGUGUAUACCUGAUGCUGCUAUGAUUCAUGCAGCUAGAAAAAAAAGACAAAAAGCCAGAGAAUUAGGUCAGGAUUUCAUUCCAGUAGAAGAACCAAGUGAGGACACUACAGGAAAAGGAUCUAGAUUAAUUCGGGAAGAAGAUAAUGAUCGCAGUGAUGAUGAGGAGGAAAGAAUAAAUAUGACUGUUAACACUGAUGAACUACAUAAAAAAAUGCGUAGGCAGGCAAUUCUUGAUUCUCAAGCAUCACCAGAAAAAUUGUCUGAUCAAGAAAGUGCUCCAGAAGAAGAUGAGUGGGAAAAACAACAAAUUAGAAAGGGUGUAACUAGUUCAAUGAUGUCAGCUGUCCAAGAAUCUGUCGCUAUGCAAUACAAUUCUUCAGUAGGAUAUAGUCAUGGAUUAGAAACAGGAAUGAAGAUGAUGGGAAAUAUACCAGCAGCUCCACCACCACCAAUUAUUCAAGCCCCUGAUCCUUCCCAAACUGUUCCUGUUUCUGCUGAAGAUGUUUUAAAAAAGAUGCGUGAAAGAAUCGAACAUCUAAAAGAAGAACACAGAAGACACGAGAUUAAUUGUGAAGAAGUGGAACAGGAGCAAAUUUUGUGCAAGAAAGAAUUGAUUGAUGCAGAAACUCAGGGACCAGAGUGGGAGGCUCGCUACAAAUUUUACCAAGAGUUGCGUGGGUAUGUCACUGACUUGGUAGAGUGUCUUAAUGAGAAGCUGCCUAUCAUUUCUGCAUUGGAGUCCCGCUGGCUAGAUUUGUACGCUGAACGGUCAAACUUACUCAUCGAAAGACGUCGCCAAGAUACAAGAGAUCAAGCAGAAGAAAUUACCAAUGCUGCAAGGGGUUUCACUGGUAGAAGAGGACUGGAAGACGAUGCUCGAAUGCGCCGAGCAACGGAAAGGGAAGGCAGAAGAGCUCGCAGACGAAGAGCACGAGAGCUCCAAUCUCUUCCGCAGAGACAUGUUGACGGUAUGUCAAGCGACGAUGAAGUCACGGAACAACAGAAUCUAUCUUUCAGACAAACCAAGGAAAAAAUUGAAGAGGAAAUACACGAAGUCUUUAUUGAUGCAGAAGAUGACUUUUGUACUGUAAAAGGUAUUUUAGCGAAGCUUGAAAACUGGAAGGAAAAAUACAUAGAUUCUUAUAAAGAAGCUUACGUAUCUCUGUGCAUUCCUAAAAUGGUCUCUCCUAUUAUACGUCUAAGCUUAAUUACGUGGAAUCCGCUCAUAGAAAGCACGGAUUUUGAAAAAACCAAAUGGUAUAGUUCUCUACUAUUUUACACAAUGAAAUCUAAUGUUUCCGAAGAAGCGCUGCAAGCAGAUCCAGACAUACGAUUGGUUCCAUCAACUAUCGAGAAAAUCGUCAUUCCCAAAUUAACAACGAUUGUUCAAAAGAUCUGGGAUCCUUUGUCAACGACGCAAACGCUACGAUUGAUAGGACUUAUAAAUCGAUUUAUGAAGGACUACCCAACAUUGAAUAAAAGUAGUAAACAAUUAACUGCAUUGUUUGCCAUGGUUAUGGAGAAAAUGGAAGAUGCAAUUGACAAUGAUGUUUUCAUUCCAAUAUUUCCUAAGCAAACAAUGGAACCUAAACAUCCGUAUUUCCAACGUCAAUUCCACAUGGCUAUGAAGCUUCUGAGAAAUUUCCUCAGUUGGCAAGGUCUAAUUGAAGAUGAUUUGUUAAAAAACAUCGCAUUAACAUGUUUGUUGAAUCGAUAUCUACUCGCUGGAUUGCGAAUCAACACGUCAGUUGAUGCCAUGAACAAAGCAUAUAUGAUUAUGAUGAUGUUACCAAGAGCAUGGCUGCAAGGUAAAUCAAUGGACUCAUUGAAGAUGUUCGCAUCGGUAGUUAAACAAAUUAGCGAAGAUUUGGAUCAAGCAAAUCCAGCACACAACGAGGCGUGGGAGUAUUCCAAGGCAAUCUUGAAAGUGAUAAAAGUUUAAAGAGAAAUGUUAUGAAAGCGCCAAGUGAUUCUCUUUUACAAACUGACUCGAAUAUUAUAUAGACUACAAACAAAUUAAUGAAAUUGUUAAUUUUGCAUUGAUAAACGGCUACGUUUUGAUAAAUUUAAGAUUUGUAAAAGCAUCAUUAACUUUAUUUUUUUUGUAGAUAACUACUUGUAAUUGAACGAUGUAAAUAUAAUAACAUUACUAUAAAUAAUAAACAAAGUCAAAAAGAGCCUAAUAAUACAAUAAAA
This is a messenger RNA of Trichogramma pretiosum, 2732 nucleotides long. RefSeq names its product PAX3- and PAX7-binding protein 1. Gene Ontology annotation, cellular component: nucleus. Lineage: Eukaryota; Metazoa; Arthropoda; Insecta; Hymenoptera; Trichogrammatidae. The coding region runs from base 1 to 2478 and encodes 825 amino acids. Gene Ontology annotation, biological process: mRNA splicing, via spliceosome. Gene Ontology annotation, molecular function: DNA binding. The transcript has 16 exons. The record is from RefSeq and is a predicted model, not a curated record.